AUGGCCGUGCCCACCAACGCUCCUUUGCAUGAGCUCAAUCUGUCCGGAUCCUCCUCCAUACACGCGGCGCGUGCUCGCCCGUAUAUCAGCAUGCCGUUUCUCAGGAACUCUGUGACUGCCCGUCCAUGUCCAUGUCAACCUUGCGUCUUUAUUUUAUCCUCGAAAUCCACGACCCUUGAUGACCGUGUCGCUCGGCGUACAGUGACCGAUUCCAGGUCUGUAACCAGCCGUGGAAGUUCUUUCUCAGGUUUUACUAGUUAUUUGCUGUGCCUGCGAUAG
Heterobasidion irregulare TC 32-1 is the source of this 279-nucleotide messenger RNA. RefSeq lists its product as uncharacterized. The transcript has 2 exons. Lineage: Eukaryota; Fungi; Basidiomycota; Agaricomycetes; Russulales; Bondarzewiaceae. The coding region runs from base 1 to 279 and encodes 92 amino acids. The record is from RefSeq and is a predicted model, not a curated record.